GUUGGCUUUACAUUUGGUCGGAGAGUGCUGAUUGCAAUAGCAACCGUGUUGGAGAUAGAGACAGUUUGUCUUGGAUGCGUUUGGACACAUUUGUUUUCAGUCAGCAGGAGAAGAAAGCGGGAUAAUUCUCACGGUGUUUCAGAGUGACGAUGGCGACACCGGGCUCCGGUGAUGCCUCUUCGAACCCGAGGCCCGUGGCUGGAGGUCGGGGCUCGAUGCUGAACCUCAGGGCGCCCGGACGCCUGCCCACCAUGCGCUCCAGAGACCUGACGCUGGGAGGUGUGAAGAAGAAAACCUUCACCCCCAACAUCAUCGGCCGAAAGAGUAAAGAAGAACUGAAGGUCAACGAGGGACCCAGGAGGGAGAGGGGGAAUGCGGAUCGUGGCCGACAGAGAGACGGGCGGGGCAGGGGGCGGGGCCGGCCAGAGGUCAUCCAAUCCCACUCCAUCUUUGAGCAGGGACCUGCAGAGAUGAUGGCCAAGAGGAGAGCAGGUGCGUACGAGGACACACGGGACACGCCCAACAGCGCCCCCUGCCCCAUCAUCAACAUUAAGAAGGAGUAUAGAGAGACCGAAGAGGAGACCAAAGAGAUCCUGCGCAAGCUGGAGAGCGACCGUUUUGUGGACGACCCGCAGCUGAGGAACGAAGCACGCUGCUGUCCCGUGCAGCUUCCUCUGGCCGUGUCGGGCUGGGUGUUUAAAGAAGAGGUCGAGGACGACGCCGACGUCGGAGGAGUGAAGGUGGAGAAGUGUGAAGAGGAUGAAAAGAUGAGCACGGAGAGCUCAGGAACUGCUUUUACAGUCAAACAGGAGCCUCCUGACGUCCCUGUGAUGAAGAAGGCGGAGCCCAUGUUUAAGUCGCCGCCCCUUCCUGAACCAGACUUGCUGCCUGACCUGCUGCAGGCGUGGAGUCGCUGCAAAGAGGAGGAGUUUCUAUUCAUGCAGCUCCCCGAUUCGCUGCCGGGACAACCGCCGACCAGCGAUGCCCGGCCCACUAAAACCACCGUGCAGUCCGAGGACGGACAGAACAUGCUGCAGAAGGCUGAAGGACAGCAGGAGGAGGCUGAGGAGGAGAACAGUUGUCAUCUGAGGGAGCUGCAGGAGGGUGUGGUGGGCCGCAUGUUGGUGAGGAAGUCAGGAAGAGUGCAGCUCGUGUUGGGGGACAUCACACUGGACGUGUCUCUGGGGACGUCCUGCUCCUUCCUUCAGGAGUUGGUGUCGGUGAGCACAGAGGGCAGGAGAGGGGACAUGACCGUACUCGGCCAUGUUGAACACAAACUCGUCUGUUCACCUGACUUCGAGGCUCUCCUUCAAAACAGAGCUUGAGGUGUGUGUGUGUGUGUGUGUAUAAAACACUGUACAAUCUAUAUAUAAGAAAACAUUUACACUAAUUUAAAUCAAAUAAGGCUGAGCGUCUGCAAUGUGAUUAAAGUAUACAUUUAUUUA
Molecule: messenger RNA, 1445 nt
Organism: Ictalurus furcatus (blue catfish)
Lineage: Eukaryota; Metazoa; Chordata; Actinopteri; Siluriformes; Ictaluridae
Gene: polr3d
Product: polymerase (RNA) III (DNA directed) polypeptide D
Exons: 9
Coding region: 150-1325 (391 amino acids)
Biological process (GO): transcription by RNA polymerase III
Cellular component (GO): RNA polymerase III complex
Molecular function (GO): DNA binding
Source: RefSeq, a predicted model, not a curated record